ACACACACAGAGAUGGAAGGGGGAAGGAAAGCAUCAAAGCUGGAGAGAAAGACAGUUGAGAAAAACAGGAGACUACUGAUGAAGGGACUUCUUUCCCAACUCUCCUCUUUGAUUCCCAAAACCCAAACAUCUGGCUCAAAGGAUGCAUUAACGCCACAAUAUAUCUUGGAAGAAGCCACAAGUUACAUUAAGAAACUUCAAGGAAAGAUUGAAUCUUUGAAAAGAAAAAGAAACAUGUUGGAGAUGAACAUGCAAGGAAUUCACAUGGAUAUUACUGAUGAUCAUAAGAUUGAAGUUCAAGUGACAGUCAAAGAUGAUAUUAUGGAUGUGGUUCUUUUGAGUGGAUUAAACAAGGGCUUAAAAUUACAUCAAGUUGUUAGCAUCUUAGAAGAAGAAGGUGCUGAAGUUAUCAAUGCCAGUUUCUUCACUGUGGGUGACAAGAUUAUGCAUAAUAUUCACUCUCAAGCAAUAUCUUCAAGAAUUGGUUUAGAAGAAAAGAGGAUUAAAGAAAGGUUGGAGGAUUUGGUUUUGAUGGCAAACGAAUCAAGCAGAAAAGAUUAAAAGAACAAGAAGAUUAAUUGCC
Molecule: messenger RNA, 583 nt
Organism: Dioscorea cayenensis subsp. rotundata (Guinea yam)
Lineage: Eukaryota; Viridiplantae; Streptophyta; Magnoliopsida; Dioscoreales; Dioscoreaceae
Product: transcription factor bHLH168-like
Exons: 3
Coding region: 13-561 (182 amino acids)
Biological process (GO): regulation of transcription by RNA polymerase II
Cellular component (GO): RNA polymerase II transcription regulator complex
Molecular function (GO): RNA polymerase II transcription regulatory region sequence-specific DNA binding; DNA-binding transcription factor activity, RNA polymerase II-specific; protein dimerization activity
Source: RefSeq, a predicted model, not a curated record